This is a messenger RNA of Myotis lucifugus (little brown bat), 660 nucleotides long. RefSeq names its product phosphatidylinositol-glycan biosynthesis class F protein-like. The record is from RefSeq and is a predicted model, not a curated record. Gene Ontology annotation, cellular component: endoplasmic reticulum membrane. The transcript has a single exon. NCBI's taxonomy places the organism in Eukaryota, Metazoa, Chordata, Mammalia, Chiroptera, Vespertilionidae. Gene Ontology annotation, biological process: GPI anchor biosynthetic process.
AUGAAAAAUACCGAUAUCAAGAGACUACUGUAUACCCAUCUUUGAUGCAUAUUCUCAAUUAUCCUAAGCAUCUUCAUUCCAUCAUUCUUCUUGGAGAACUUCUCAAUAUUGGAAACUCGCUUGAUGUGGUUGUGCAUCUGUUCUGUUUUUGUAACUGCCGUCAAUCUAGUAUUAUAUUUAGUGGUGAAACCAAAUGCAUCCACUAAAAGAAGUUCAUUAUCAUACAAGGUAACCAGAUUUUUGAAAUGCUGUUUCUACUUUCUUAUGUCUUGUUUCGUCUUUCGUGUAAUUUUUGUUCUAUAUGGAGCACCAUUAAUAGAGCUGGUGUUGGAAACAUUUUUAUUUGCAGUGAGCUUGUCUACUUUUACUACUGUACCUUGUUUGUGUUUGUUAGGACCAAACGUCAAAGCAUGGCUAAGAGUUUUCAGUAGAAACGGAGUUACAUCUGUUUGGGAGAAUAGUCUCCAGAUCACCACAAUUUCUAGUUUUCUAGGAACAUGGCUUGGAGCCUUUCCUAGUCCACUCAAUUGGGAAAGGCCAUGGCAGGUCCGGCCCAUCUCCUGCACGCUUGGAGCAACCUUUGGCUAUGUGGCUGGCCUCGGUAUUUCACCACUCUGGAUAUACUGGAACAGAAAGCAACUUACAUACAAGAACAAUUAA